Messenger RNA from Leishmania braziliensis MHOM/BR/75/M2904, 1122 nucleotides. RefSeq lists its product as hypothetical. NCBI's taxonomy places the organism in Eukaryota, Euglenozoa, Kinetoplastea, Trypanosomatida, Trypanosomatidae. Bases 1 to 1122 code for a protein of 373 amino acids. The transcript has a single exon. The record is from RefSeq and is a predicted model, not a curated record.
AUGUCGUGUGAUCUCAAUAACCCAACGGUGGGCGCCAUGACCGCCGCUGCAGCACCAAAGCGGAUGACGCUCAAGGAAGCAAUCGACCAGGACGGGGUGCCGACCACGCCUAGCUUGAAGCAGCGGCGGCUGAUGGACAUUCACGUCACAGCGUACCCGGGUUUAAUUAACGAGCGCAUGCUUCCAAAGCAUAACACCGCUGUCAAUGACUUCUCCUCGAUUGAUCCACUGCAGUACCGCAAGGCACACACGGUGCACAGCAACAACGUCACCAGCCACAGCAAAAAGGAGGAAAACGUGCUGGGCAUGCUCACCACCAACCAGUUCGCCAACCGCAUGACCCUCCUCGGCAUGCAGCUUCGGGAGGAGCGGGCGAAGAACCCUAAGGAUGCGCUGACGAUCAGCAAACUAGCGCCACGUGGCUACCACAGCCGCUUUCUCGCCCCGAGCUUCGACGAGCGGUCCACCUAUCGGUGGGACUACUGCCAGUGGGAGCCGGACAGCUUCCACGACACGGUGCGCCGCGAGCGUCUCGCCACGUACCGCGAUGAGUGGACUGAAAACGAGAAGGCGGAUGUGACCAUGUCCAUGAAGGUUCCUUACUUGACAAUGGCGGUGUCCUCGGAGCAACUCAAGGACAAGGCUACGAUCUACCGCAAGGACUUCAUGGAAGACGCGACCCAAGCCGAGUACCGCUCGCUGUCCUACAAGACCAACCUCGGAGACCUCGGUACCUCGUAUGCUUACUCCGCCUACUCCGUCGACGACCCGCGCCGAAAGAUAUGCUUUGAUGCGUCCAUCGCCGCCUUCAAGACGCCACACAGUGUGUUGGAAAAGACAUUCAGUCCGCGCAGCUCCUUCCUUGAGAAGAGCGCGUCAGCCAAGCAGAAGUCCUCAGCACGUGAGGAGCUGGACCACCUGCGUACGAUGCGGCGGGAGAUGACACGCCUGUCCGCAGCGAAACACACCGCCGCUGAGUUGACCAACCGCGAAACGGCAACGAAACCAGUGGUGAUUCCCGGCAUCAAGGGCUCUGGCUACCGUCGCGCGCCAAAGGGCAACGACUCGUACGUGUAUCUUCCACGUGAUCACUUCUCCUACCAACAUGUGGACAAUUUCUAA